Molecule: messenger RNA, 2060 nt
Organism: Acomys russatus (golden spiny mouse)
Lineage: Eukaryota; Metazoa; Chordata; Mammalia; Rodentia; Muridae
Gene: Fancc
Product: FA complementation group C
Exons: 15
Coding region: 235-1908 (557 amino acids)
Biological process (GO): nucleotide-excision repair; interstrand cross-link repair; cellular response to oxidative stress
Cellular component (GO): Fanconi anaemia nuclear complex
Source: RefSeq, a predicted model, not a curated record
CGCCAAGUUUUCAAGCCGCAGAAGCCGGUUGGUGGCUUCUUUUUCGCUGCGGCCCAGUCUGCUGAGGCAGCUCUGGGUGAGGACCACCCGGGGAGGCCUCCGCUUCCUGCUGGGUUCAAGGAAAACUCGCGAGAACGCGCGCCGAGCCUCAUCGUGGUCAAGCCGCGCUCCAGAAGAGCGCCGGGUCCGAGGCGGGAAGGCUGCCGUGAAGAGACGUCGUCGCUGUUCUCAGAGAUGGCCCAGGACUCUGCAGACCUUGCUUCUGACUAUCAAUUUUGGCUGCAGAAGCUUUCUGUAUGGGAGCAGGCCUCCUCUAAGGAAACCCAGCAGGACACCUGUCUUCACUUGCCCCAGUUUCAGGAGUUCCUGAGGCGGAUGUAUGAGAUCUUGAAGGAGAUGGAUUCUCGUGCGAUACUGGAAAGGUUCCCCACAAUUGGUCAGCUGUUGGCGAAAACUUGCUUGAAUCCUCUCAUCUUAGCAUACGAUGAAAGCCAAAAAAUUCUAGUGUGGUGCUUCUGUUGUCUGGUGAACAAAGAACCACGGACGGCUGGAGAAUCAGAACUUAACUCGUGGGUCCUGGGCUUGUUAUCUCAUAUCCUUUCUGCGUUCAGAUUCGACACGAAAGAAGUUGGUCUUUUUACCAAAAGUCUUGGCUAUGAGCCUGUUGAUUACUAUCCUAGUUUGCUUAAAAAUAUGGUUUUGUCAUUAGUGUCUGAGCUCAGAGAGAGUCAUCUUAAUGGAUUGAACACUCGAAGUCGGAUGGCUCCUGAGCGCAUGAGGUCCCUGUCACAAGUUUGUGUCCCUCUUGUUACGCUGCCUGAUAUUGAACCCCUGGUAGAGGCUCUACUCACCUUCCAUGGACAUGAGCCUCAGGAAGUCCUUUCACCCGAGUUCUUCGAAGCUGUAAAUGAGGCCAUUUUGUCGAAAAAAAUUGCUCUUCCCACGUCCUCUGUGGUCAGCCUCUGGUUUCGGCAUUUCCCCAGCCUUGAAAAAGCAACACUGCAUCUUUUUGAAAAGCUGCUCUCCAGCAAGAAAAAUUACCUUAGAGGGAUGGAGUGCUGUAUAAAAGAGUCAUUACUGCCUCAAGCAGCCUGCCACCCUGCCAUCUUCAGAAUUGUUGAUGAAAUGUUCAGGUUUGUGCUACUGGAAACUGAUGGAGCCCCAGACGCACUGGCUGCUCUUCAGGUAUUCACAUCGUGCUUGGCAGAAGCCAUGGAAAAAGAAAACAAGCAGCUGAAGUUUGCCCUCAAGACCUACUUCCCUUAUGGUGCUCCAUCUCUUACUGCAGUGUUGUCCCAGCACCCUGAAGCUGUCCCACAGGGACAUCGGCUCCAGCCUCUGCUGCACAUUUCCCAACUCCUCAGAGAAGCAGUUGAAGACAGUACUCAUGGGUCCCAGCAAAGUCCCUUUGAGAACUGGUUUUUGUUUGUUCACUUUGGAGGAUGGGUUGAUCUGGCCAUGGAGCAGUUGCUGAGGAAUGAAGGCGAGCCCCCUACAGACCUGCUGUGGCUCUUGGUCUUCUAUUACAGCCCACAGGAUGGGAGUCAGCAGAGAGAGCAGACCAUGGUGGAGCUGAAGGUAUUGCUCAACCGUCUUCUGAUGCUGCUCAGAAGUGGCCCCCUCUCAGCCGUUGAUCUUCAGGAAGCCGCUGAGAGUCUCAGUGCAGACCCCAGAACACCUAUGUGUAGACAGCUGGUCAGGCGCCUUCUUCUUAGCCUCUUGCUCUGGACCCCGGAAGGCCAUGUGAUUGCCUGGGAAGCUGUCACCCGUAUGGCACACACGGAGGCUGUAAGCCGGGAGAUUGCUGCCUUUCUUGACCACAUCUUGUACAGAUCGGAUCAUCUUUGUGUUGAAGCCUCAAGAAAACUGGCCAGAGAGCUCCUUCAGGAGCUGCGAGCUCAGGUCUAGCAGGCAGCACAGAAGCUGUGGACAUCUGCAUGGGGCAUCCUCUGGAGAAGCUCCAGCACUGGGUGAUAGACUGUCUGUGGGGCCCAGAACAAGUGAGGAAGCCUGCGCACAUCUGUGCCAUCUCCCAUGCACUCUGUGUGUACUGUUGGCCA